ACCGUGUUUUGGGUAGCGAGACAACGAGAUUGAUUUUUGCUUAAUAAUUUAGUCUUUUUGUGUGAGUUGCUAUCACACCUCAUUCAAGAGGAUUGAACAACUUUCUGAAAGUUCCGUAGGAUGUUUAUUUAACAGCUGUUUUACUGGACGAAGUCAGCGGGACCAUCAGUCACAAAGUUUGGCCAAAAUCCCUGGCCAGUCACUCACACACACACAGCACAGUGAAUGGAGACUGAAACGAGUUCCUAUAGCAGACCACAGCUAAAACUAAAAAUGUUUUGUUGGUGACUUCCUAGGAUUUAAACAAGCAUGUUGAAGAUGCCUCGACAAACUGGUGCCUUUCCUCCGGCUAACAACCUCUUGCAGAAGAAAUGGAACGAAAGAGCUUACAAACAACAUUUGGAAAAGAGGAAAGCAAUGACUACUGGUCUGAAUACCAGGACACCUAAAUCUUACCUGCAUAUGCAGUUGAACCUCAAGAAAAUACAGCUCGAAGAAGAGAGACAAGAAGCGAUUGACCAGGAGAAUCGGAUUCUUCUGGCUAAACUGACCACAGUCAUCAGGUCAGCUGGACAACUAGACAACUGGAAUGAGGAAUAUGAUGACCUCCCUAAAAGUUUGAACAAACCUCACAUGCAGCGAGAACAGGAGAGGAUUGCAACCGAAAAUAGUAAACUGACAAAGAAACUGACUAAAGUUACCGCAGAAUAUAAUCUGGAUCAAUGGGAGGAUGAAUAUCUUCUUCAUGGAUACUAUCUCUCAUUGAAAGCUCAAGAAACUAAAGGUUUUGAAGUGGAUACCAGAGGCUUUGAAGAUGAUGAGCCACAUUUCUAUAACAGAGAUAGAGAGGUUGCGACGGCUAAUGGAUCUGUGUCUCAGUUUGAUGGUGGACGGAGCGAGACUGAGGAGCAAGCUGAUGAACUUAGUACCACUACAGGGAGUACAAGCAAGCCCAAGACAACGACCAAGACAACGCAAUCUAAGAAGGCACCAGGACCAUUCCGAAGGGUCAAGCCCCAGCCAAGACUGCCUCUUCUUGGACAACCAAGGAAAAAGGAAGAAGAAAAAAGAAAGAAAGAAUUAGCGAGUAAACCCGCACCUUACAGUGACAAGGAAGAUGCAGCUAAACUCUUCAAAACAACUAAAGAAAUGUCAAGAGCCGAUCCAGUGCUUACAAAGACGCUUGCAAGACGGACCUACAGUCAGAGACAGCAAACAAUGACUACGUUUGAGAAGCAGUAUGAGCUGGAUCUUGAAGUGGAAUUAAUGGAAGUAAUGGAUGAUGAAUGGAAUGAAUUUGUCACAACUCUUCUUGCAAAACGAGAAAUGAUUGAUGCUACAGCAUGUCAUCAAGCACUCAAGGGUCACCUACCUCUCACAGACACAAUGAUUGAAAUCCUGUGUACACGAAAUAACUCAGCACUCAGUUCAAUCAAGAAGACGUAUAAUAAGGAGUAUUCCACUAACUUAAUGGAUGACAUUAAGAAUGAAACCAAGGGUCAACUCAGACAUCUCUUCCUUGCUUUAGCUAAGGGCACCCGUAUGGAGAGUACAGCAGUGGAUGCUGAUAGAGCUGAACAUGAUGCAGAGAUGUUGAUGGGAGAACCUGAUAAUGAGAGAUGGAAAGCAGACUCGGGCAAGAUGGCUGAGUUGUUCAGAAUAGCAAGCUUCGCUCAAAUUAGAGAAGUGCUGGAACAUUAUGAGCAGCUGACUGAGAGCAGAGUCCAGGAUGAGUUUCGUUCAACCCUAGCUGGAGACUAUCGGGAUGCAAUGCAAGCAUUGGUGAAGUGUCUGUAUAACUGUGCUAUGUACAUGGCAGAGAGACUUCGUAUUAGUCUCGUCAGGAAAAACAGCGCCAGCUUAAUCCGUCUUCUUGUCACAAGAUCUGAGAUUGAUAUGCCACAGAUAAGGAAGGCUUACAGACAGCGUUAUGGUGAGACAUUGAUGGAUGCUAUAGAGACUCUAUGUAAGGAGCCUUAUAAGAAAGCUCUAGUCAGUAUGGUUCUUGUACACGGAGCUCUCAAGAAUCAACAAGAUCAAGAAGAAGAUCAAAAGGCACGAGGAGCCUUCAGUGCUACUAAGGUUCCAACCCUCCCUAAGGUGGCUCCUCCUAAAGCAAAACCCCUACGACGUCCCUCACCUAACAAAGCAGCCAUACUGAAACCAAGCAACCCUCUGAUGCAAAGUAUCAAGACACAAGCUGCAAAAGAAUCAAUCCUUGUACCUCCUAGGAGGGUCGUCAAACCUAAGAAGACUGUGACUGUGGUGGACCCUAGAGCUAAACAGUCUCCACCAUCUUCAGGCCAGAGAUCAAAUACUUCAAGACAAAGUGUCUCUAAGGCUAAGAGACCUUUACCAGUGUCUUCAAGAACAUCCUUAAACUCACCAGGAAAGUCUUCAGUCAAAUCAGCUGAAACGAAAGGAAGGGAAGAGAAGACUGAAGACAAACCCACAUCAGCAACAAGAGCUACGUCAGGUGCAUCUGAGAAAGAUGUAGUGGACCCUGAAACUGCCAAAUCUAAAGCUGCAUCUGACAUAACAUCUCAAGGAACUGAUAACGAGAAAGAUGCUACCCAAGAGAAGAUGACAGAGAACAUAGACACUUCCAAUGAAACUGAAGAUGCUGGUAUUGAAGUUACAAAGACUAAUGAGAAAGAGUUAGUUCAGACAGAGAGUGAUGGAGACAAGACGCAGACAAUUGAAGAGGAUCAGUCAGAUAAGACUGCUGCCGAACCACAAGAUAAGCCUAAGCCUGUUCCUGCUUCACCUGAAACCAAUGCACAGGUUGAGCAAUCUAUUGAGCCAAUUAAACCAAACUCACCAACAGAAAAACCAAGUCAAGACGAUAACUCCAGGGCAACAGUGAGCCAGCAAGGAGCAAAGACUGAACAGGAGAAAGAAACUUCUUGAAUUGUUUGAGUCAAGCCCAACUCGUCCAUCAACAAAACGUAGGCAUUUGCCCGUGGAGUCUCCUCAAGUUGUACCCUGUUUGAAUCACUGGUACCGCUCCAAACACAUCCCAUCUUUCCGGUGCUGCUGCUUUGAGUUUGGUGGUAUCACAACCUGACCACUCUGGGAUCUUGUCCAAACAGCGCAUCUUUGGUUUGCCCAAGGAACGAUGGCAUUUCUUUGGCAUUUCAUCCACAAUGGCUGCUGCCAAGCUGCCUUAAUGAACCACAUUGCUUAUUGGCCAUCAAACUAAAAAGUAAAUCAGGAAGAAAGCUUGAGAGCAGCAAGGAGCCAACCAGGAACAAUGGAGAAAGAAUCUUCUUGAAUGAUUUGAACAACUUUGGGUCAAGCAGAGAUACCAACAUACACGAUUUGGGCGUAGCAAAUACGAUUUCGA
Molecule: messenger RNA, 3346 nt
Organism: Asterias rubens (European starfish)
Lineage: Eukaryota; Metazoa; Echinodermata; Asteroidea; Forcipulatida; Asteriidae
Exons: 18
Coding region: 310-2910 (866 amino acids)
Cellular component (GO): cytoplasm
Molecular function (GO): calcium ion binding; calcium-dependent phospholipid binding
Source: RefSeq, a predicted model, not a curated record